Molecule: messenger RNA, 1683 nt
Organism: Colletotrichum abscissum
Lineage: Eukaryota; Fungi; Ascomycota; Sordariomycetes; Glomerellales; Glomerellaceae
Product: aminotransferase class-III
Exons: 7
Coding region: 1-1683 (560 amino acids)
Cellular component (GO): cytosol
Molecular function (GO): transaminase activity; pyridoxal phosphate binding
Source: RefSeq, a predicted model, not a curated record
AUGGUUGAGCAAAUUGACAAGUUUGCCUAUUGCAACUCCAUGUUCUUUGGCCACGAGAUUGGGGAGAAGCUUGCUGAUGAACUCAUUGACGGCACAGGCGGUGCCAUGUCGAAAUCGUACAUUAUGUGCUCAGGCUCUGAGGCUAUGGAAUCCGCAAUGAAGAUGGCACGACAGUAUUUUAUGGAAUUGUCUCCUCGACAGCCAAAGCGGAUCAAUUUCAUUGCCAGAGAAGGAUCAUACCAUGGUACAACUCUUGGUUCGCUGUCAAUGAGCGGGCAUGUCGCGCGGCGGAGUCUCUUCCUCGAUAUGCUGCUUCCGAACAUAUACAGAGUGUCAGCUUGCAACCCGUACCGCGGUAUGAGCGAGGGUCAGACCGAGCAGGAAUACGUCAGUCAACUGGCCGAUGAGCUGGACCAGAAAUUCCAAGAGCUUGGCCCCGAUUCGGUAUGCGCAUUUGUCGCAGAGCCUAUUGUUGGUGCAACUCUGGGUUGUAUUCCAGCUCUGCCUGGAUAUUUCAGGGCUAUUAGAAAGGUCUGCGACAAGUAUGGCGCCCUACUUAUCUUGGAUGGUCUCGGCGGCGGUUACGCGCCCAUGGCUGGUAUGCUCAUCAAUCACCGUGUGGCUGAUGCUCUCAAGAACGGAAGCGGCUCAUUUUCACACGGACAUACUUAUCAGGGCCAUCCUGUUGGAUGCGCUGCUGCCCUCGAAGUCCAACGAAUCAUCCGGGAAGAGGAUCUCGUCGCAAAUGUUCGAAAACAGGGCGCUCUGCUUGAGAAGCGGUUGCGGUACUACCUAGAUGACAACCCUCAUGUUGGCAACAUCCGAGGCAAAGGCCUCUUUUGGGGGAUCGAGUUUGUCAUAGACAGACUUACCAAAGAACCUUUCCCGAGAUUUGAGGAUAUCGCGAACAAAACUUAUCUUAUUGGAUUCAACGACUUCGGCAUCAGCCUGUAUCCAGCCACCAUGAGCAUAUAUCCGAGGUGUGCUGGCGAUGUAACCUUCAACACACUAUCAUCUAACGCGUUUUCCGAAUGGCCGGAGUCCAUCGCUGGCAUAAUAUGCAAGACCCCGCCCGUCGGCCGCAAUAGCGCCCCGCACUUUGCGGAAUGCUGCUCCGGCACGGUCUACAACAUCACGAGCCCGACGUCGCCCAACGACCAAGUGUACCCAGUCUCGUGCGCUACUUUUUGUCAAGUCAGUCCGGAGAUGAAUGCCGACAAUCCGAAUAACCCCUACGGGUUCAGCAACCACUUCAUGUGUCUCACCGACGGCACAAGGGAGCCCUCAUCCUGGGAGGUUGUCUGCGCCACGGUGACACCGCCGGGCGUGGCAUGGCCUACGAGUUUUCCCAAUACUCCUGUCCUCUCGUGGAAGACUAGGUCUUGGACGACCGAUAUUUACUCGCGCAUCAGCGAGGUUACGUCUGUCGUUGAAAACCCGACUACAUCGCCAACCGCGACGGUAACGACAGAUAUCACAACAUCUUCGUCGUCUCAAAAAGCUUCUAUCUCAACGUCUGACUCAAGCGCGGCAUCCACAUCGCUUGCUACAGCUUCAUCAACACAAACGAGCGCAGCUGUGGCGACGCCAACGGGUAGCGGUGCCGCCGAAGGCAAGAGAGUGCAUGCGAGAGACCUCACAUUGAGCAUCCUGCUUCUCAUAAGCGCCCUUUGUCGCGCUUAA